AUGGAAACAAAUCACGACCAUGAGCUUCCACUCUUACAAGGACAGGCCAAUGGUGCAUCCAACAAUACCAACGCUACCAACAAAAGCAAUAGUGUUGGCGAGGAUGGUUUGAUUGAGUCUGAGCUUGGGUCUGAGAUUGACCAUGUCAUAGGAGCAGUUGUUGACUCCGAAGAAAAGAAGAAAGAGAAGCAACGUGAGCACACAAAACAGCAUGACAGAAAGCGGAAACAAGAAAAUAUCACAGCAUCUACAGGUCUAUGCAUUUUGAUUCUGAUCCCUACCAAGAGCACCAAGCCUAUGACGGUCGACCCUUCUACGCAUUACGGACGCUUGUUCAACCAGGAAUAUCACGACAAUAUUGAUUUCCAAAAUGUCUUCUUUCCAACGGUUAUUGGUUGUUUGGACAAGAUUCCCCUUAUCAAUGCAGACAAUAUCACUCAACUUCCUGGAAACAACGACGUUCCGAGCUAUGUGAUUUCAAGUGGUCUCUACUUGGUUCUGGGAUAA
Messenger RNA from Seminavis robusta, 507 nucleotides. The record is from the annotation of a GenBank genome assembly. NCBI's taxonomy places the organism in Eukaryota, Bacillariophyta, Bacillariophyceae, Naviculales, Naviculaceae.